AUGGCUGAAGAGGAUAACUUUGACUUGGAUAUUUACGGAGAUGGCGGAUACAACGGACAAGAAGGACCAGAGCUGAUCCUCGAUGCGCCCGAGGCCAAUGGUCAUGAAGGCGGGGAAGGUCAGUUGGGUAACAAUGAUAAUGCACAGGCAGCCAAUGGUCAAGACACGCAACAUCAGAUUCAGAGCACUGCAGGUCAGGCUCCCCAGCAGCAGGCACUCGUGCAGCAAGGUCAGAAGCGCAAAACAUCAUCCUCUGAAGAUCGACCUACAGACCCAGAUGCUACUACUGCAUUAUUUAUCUCAGAGUUGUUCUGGUGGACCACCGAUGAUGAUAUUCGCGGCUGGAUCAACGAGGCUAAUGCCGAGGAUGAGCUAAAGGAUGUCACUUUCAGCGAACACAAAGUCAACGGAAAGAGCAAGAGCCAAGCAUACGUUGAAUUCACUACAUUACAAGCCGCGACCGCAGUCAAGCACUUGAUCGAGCAUUACGCCAGUACCGGCCAACCGGGUCGCAAACACACCGCCAACUACACCAACCCGCACCAGAAUCCAUUCCGCACCCUUCCCAAGGACGCACCCACUCGUAAAGAUGACCGCAACAACAGGCCCUUCAACCAACCCGGAACCCAAAACAUGGGCUACGGUAUGAACAACAUGGGCGGCGGCAACACUGGCGGCGGCUUUCGAGGCGGACGUGGAGGCUUCAACCGUGGCGGUAUGGGCUACAACAAUCGCAAUUUCUCUGGUGGCAUGAACACCGGUUUCCAAGGUGCUGGCGGCCCCAUGAGCGGUGGAGGCUUCAAUAACCCAAUGGGAGGCGGCGGCAUGGGUAACUACGGGGGAGGCUUCAAUAACCGCGGCGGAAACAUGAUGGGCGGUGGUAUGCGUGGUGGUCCAAACAUGCGUGGCCGUGGUGGCGGACCCAACAUGGGCGGUGCACCCAAUAUGAUGGGUAUGGGCAUGAACCCGAUGGGAGGAAUGGGUAUGAAUCCUGCCAUGGCUGGCGGCAUGAAUCCUAUGAUGGGUAACAUGGGUAUGGGCUUCCAAGCAGGAAACUUCAACCCCAAUUUCGGCGGCGGAUUCCAGGGUAACCCUCAAAUGGGUAAUGACCAAGGAUCAUGGAAUCCGCAUGGCGCAAAAAGGACGAGACAGGAGUAA
Molecule: messenger RNA, 1158 nt
Organism: Talaromyces amestolkiae
Lineage: Eukaryota; Fungi; Ascomycota; Eurotiomycetes; Eurotiales; Trichocomaceae
Exons: 3
Coding region: 1-1158 (385 amino acids)
Biological process (GO): mRNA alternative polyadenylation
Cellular component (GO): mRNA cleavage and polyadenylation specificity factor complex
Molecular function (GO): mRNA binding
Source: RefSeq, a predicted model, not a curated record